GGUCGGGGAGUAAGGACGGUGAUUUGCAAGGGACAAAAUAUACAGUUUUGCUUCUCGACUGGACAAUAAGGAGUCGAUAAACUGCCGAGAGGAGCCACCCGCUUCCACAGCCGUCCGAGCGUGGAACAACUCGGUAGAGCGUCCACAUCACCAAAUCCAGAAAAGACACACGCUCAGCAAAUUGUCUUAAAGCAAAGCGCCACUUUUAGUCAAUUACUCAAAAAACAAGUGUGAAAUUACUCAACCACUAUUUUAUUGAUUAAUCAUUUCGAGCCAGCCUCCGAAUUUUAGCUCGUUCAACAAAUAUUCUCUGAUUUGUGUCGUCCGUUAAUGAAAGCAGCCAUAUUAGCCCAAUAUUCUAAUAAUAUGUUAAUAAAUUUAAAUGUAAAUAACAUAUUUUAAAAUACAAGGUUUUAGUCUAUUUUCUCACUUGACAAAACCAGUAAUCAAUUUUCCAGUUUUAUGUGAUGGAAGUAAUGGAAAUUUGAAGCUGUCGUAUGAAUGACAUGUAGCUGAACCUGAAGCAGCCUCAGAAGUGUGUUUCAAAUUAAGAGGCCUUCACUCGCAUCAAUUAGUAGCUCUUUCCUUUUUGUUUAUUUGACUUAGUUUAAUUAUUAAACAAUUGCAAAAAACAGUAAUCGGUUUGUAAAAUUAAAAAAAAUAUAUUUUAAAUGUACAAUUUUACUUUUUAAUCCGAUUAUUCUAUUGAUCGACAAAAGAAUAGAUUGUCAAAAUAUUUGAUAGUGACAGCCCUUAAGGAAAGUGCUGUUGGGCACUUAAGCUUGGUGUUGGCCAAUUACGUCGCCUCGAUGGAGAAUGGCGACUGUCAAAGAAAUAAUUACACGGGCAAUCGUUCCCUCUUCCACAAGCAUCAGCUAAACUCAGUUAGAUUCAGCCACGCUCGCUAGCCUGUGCGCCCACCAGCCGCCCUCCCUUCGCUCGCCCCGACCUUCCCGACCCCACACCCUACUCGGGCUUCGCCAUGACGUCGGUGAGGUUCACCGUGACGCCCACCAAGGCGGAGGACCACCCCGGGCUGUCGGACACGUCGCCCGAAAUCAGCUCCCGCUCCGGCAACCACGUGCGCUUCGGCUCCCGGGAAAGCGUCAGCCGAAGCGAGCCGCCCAGCGACUCAUCGAUGGGAGUCGUGGCACCGACAGGAGGAGGCGGCACGGAAACGCCGGACCACAGUAACAUGGAGCAAGGGGAUGGAAAUUCCAAACUGUCUAGCGUGUACAUCAACAACAGCCACGGCGCGGAUGAUGACGACUUCUAUGACAGGAACUUGGCCUUGUUUGAGGAGGAAAUGGACACGCGGCCCAAAGUUUCGUCCCUGCUCAGUCGUCUGGCCAACUAUACCAACCUGAUGCAGAGCGCCAAGGAGCAUGAGGAGGCCGAGAGCAACAAUGAGAAGAAGAAGGCCAAGUCACCGCGCAUGGGAACCUUCAUGGGCGUGUACCUGCCGUGCCUGCAGAACAUCUUUGGCGUCAUCUUGUUCCUACGUUUGACCUGGGUGGUGGGGACCGCCGGCGUGUUGCAGGGCCUCUGCAUCGUCUUCAUCUGCUGCUGCUGCACAAUGCUGACCGCCAUAUCCAUGAGUGCCAUUGCCACCAAUGGAGUGGUUCCAGCCGGCGGUUCCUACUUCAUGAUCAGCCGCUCUCUGGGUCCGGAGUUUGGGGGGGCGGUGGGUCUGUGCUUCUACCUGGGUACCACCUUUGCAGGGGCCAUGUAUAUCCUCGGAGCCGUCGAGAUCCUGCUGAUGUACAUUGCACCUGAGGCGGCCAUCUUCACCGCCAAGGGGCUGGAGGGCGAGGGUGCGGCCAUGUUGAACAACAUGCGUGUCUACGGCUCCGUCUGCCUCCUCCUCAUGUCCCUGCUGGUCUUUGUGGGCGUCAAGUACGUCAACAAACUGGCCUCUGUCUUCCUGGCCUGCGUCAUCGUCUCCAUCGUCUCCAUUUAUGUGGGCGCGCUGGUCUCCGCUUUCAGGCCGCCCAAUUUCCCGGUAUGUACGCUCGGAAACCGAACCAUCAACGGCCACGACCUCUUCGACCAGCAGUGCGCUAAAACCGUCCCGCUGUCCGCCGAGAGGGAGGUGACCAACGAGACGCUAGGCGGCGCGGACGGCAACACCACGACUCUGGCGACAACGGAGCUGGUCCCCAGUCGCGGCGAGAAUACCACAUACUUGUGGAGCCGCUUCUGCCAGAGUGUCGAACUCAACUCCUCCUGUGACGACUACUUUGCAGCCAAUAACUUCUCCCGCAUCGACGGUAUCCCUGGUUUGGCCAGUGGCAUCAUCUCCGAGAACCUGUGGAGCUCAUACCUUGGCAAAGGAGACGUGGUGGAGAAAGGCUCUUUGAGCUCCUCCCAGGGAGCGGGUUCGCCAUCCACACAGCAGCCUUACGUCUUUGCUGACAUCACCACCUCCUUCACCCUCCUGGUGGGAAUCUUCUUCCCCUCCGUCACAGGAAUCAUGGCCGGUUCGAAUCGGUCAGGGGACCUAAAAGACGCCCAGCGGUCCAUCCCCAUCGGGACUAUCCUUGCUAUCCUCACCACCUCCUUUAUUUACCUCAGCAGCGUUGUUUUAUUUGGCGCCUGCAUUGACGGUGUGGUCCUCAGAGACAAGUUUGGAGACUCUGUCCGAGGGAAUUUGGUAGUGGCCACGUUAGCCUGGCCCACUCCUUGGGUCAUUGUGGUGGGAUCCUUCUUCUCCACGUGUGGCGCGGGUCUCCAGUCGUUGACGGGUGCUCCAAGGCUUCUGCAGGCUAUCGCCAAAGACAACAUUAUUCCCUUUCUUCGGGUGUUCGGUCACGGUAAAGCCAACGGCGAACCCACCUGGGCGCUGCUGCUGACGGCCCUCAUCGCUGAGCUGGGCAUCCUCAUUGCCUCUCUGGACCUGGUGGCUCCAAUCCUGACCAUGUUCUUCUUGAUGUGCUACCUGUUUGUCAACCUGGCCUGCGGCCUGCAGACCCUCCUGAGGACGCCCAACUGGAGACCACGCUUUUCCUACUACCACUGGACCUUGUCAUUUUUGGGGAUGACCAUCUGCCUGGCGCUCAUGUUCAUCUCCUCCUGGUACUAUGCAAUCGUUGCCAUAGUGAUUGCAGGCAUGAUCUACAAGUACAUCGAGUACCACGGAGCAGAGAAGGAGUGGGGAGAUGGAAUCCGCGGACUCUCGCUCAGCGCCGCCCGCUACGCCCUCUUGCGGUUGGAAGAGGGCCCACCUCACACUAAAAACUGGAGGCCGCAGCUGUUGGUUUUACUCAAACUGGAUGAAGACGCGCACGUCAAGUCUCCGCGCCUGCUGACCUUUGCCAGCCAGCUGAAGGCAGGAAAAGGCCUGACCAUCGUGGGCACGGUAGUUUCCGGCAACUUCCUUCACAGCUACGGAGAGGCAUUGGCGGCGGAACAGACCCUAAAGCUUCUGAUGGACAAGGAGCGGGUCAAAGGGUUCUGCCAGUGCAUCGUCGCACAGAAGGCACGUGAAGGCAUCAGUCAUAUGAUCCAGUCCAGCGGUCUGGGGGGGAUGAAGCCCAACACCGUGGUGAUGGGAUGGCCUCAUGCCUGGAGGCAGAGCGAAGAUCCGCAGUCCUGGAAGACCUUCAUCCACACAGUGCGCGUCACCACGGCCGCUCACCUGGCCUUGCUGGUGCCGAAAAACAUCUCCCUCUUUCCCAGCAACAACGAGCCGUGCGCCGACGGCUACAUGGACGUGUGGUGGAUCGUGCACGACGGCGGGAUGCUGAUGCUGCUGCCCUUCCUGCUACGCCAGCACAAGGUAUGGCGAAAGUGCGGGAUGCGCAUCUUUACCGUGGCCCAGAUGGAGGACAAUUCCAUCCAAAUGAAGAAGGACCUAGCGACGUUCCUCUAUCACUUACGAAUCGAGGCCGAGGUGGAAGUCGUUGAGAUGCACGACAGUGACAUCAGCGCCUACACUUACGAGAGGACCCUGAUGAUGGAGCAGAGGUCGCAGAUGCUCCGCCAGAUGCGGCUUUCCAAAUCGGACCGUGAGCGAGAGGCUCAGCUGGUCAAGGACCGCAACUCCAUGUUGCGACUGACCAGCAUCGGCUCAGACGAGGACGACGAAACGGACGGCGGCGAACGGGAGCGAGCGGCGGCGGCGGCCGGCGACGGGUCCUCGUCCGAGCGCCACCGUCGCGUUCAAAUGACCUGGACCAAAGAGAAGGCGUCGCAGUACCGGGCAGCGCACUCUGGAUGCUCCACGCCCGAGGGCUUCAGAGACAUGCUCAGCAUCCGACCUGACCAUUCCAACGUGAGGAGGAUGCACACGGCCGUCAAGCUCAACGAAGUCAUCGUCAACAAAUCCCACGACGCCAGAGUAGUCCUCCUCAAUAUGCCGGGACCACCCAAGAACCCGGACGGAGAUGAGAACUACAUGGAGUUCCUGGAAGUUCUCACCGAGGGUUUGGAGCGUGUUCUGCUGGUCCGAGGUGGAGGAAGUGAAGUCAUCACCAUCUACUCGUGAUGAGAUGCCCACUUUGAAGGCAGUUGCCAAUCUACUGCAAGUGAGAGAAGGGGGGGGGGGGGGUUAACUGCCGCAUGGGACCACUCAAACCAACCGCCGCUUGUCACUUGCUUGUCGUCACUCUUCUGUCAUUCCACUGGCGUCACGCUGCAAGAAAAAGAAACAAGCCCCGCGUUCUAAUGGAUUGCGUUUUCCCGCUGACGGUCGUAGUGCGAUGUCAAGUGUCAGAGGCUCUCGUUGCUCUGAUGAGACUCAGGGUUGAAAUUUUUCUCUUUUUCUCGGUAUGUUUGUUCGAAAUGUUGGAAUUUGUUCAUGCUCUGCACUUUUGUUUCCAGCAUAGUAACUUAAAUAGUUUCGUAUCUUCUCUGAUUUUAAACUACUGUAUAUGGAUGGUCCAUUUUUUUUUUUUUUUUUGUCUCCGGUGACAGAACAAAUCCCUUGUAGUUCUGCUUUGAUGAAAUGGACAUUUUCCUCACUCAUUGACAUGCAGUUUCUUCUCGCCAUGACACAUUCCUGUGUAACUGCAAUAUCAUGAGCCAAAGUCUCAGAGGUUGGCCCUCGUGGACGUCAUUUCUGGGAGAAUGAAACAAAAUGAGGCAUGGAAAAUCCAGGCUGAAAUGACCGGUAUGUAUGUGUGGAAUGUUAUAAAUGAUUCAUGCCCUACUGUCUGUAUGUGUGUGAAUAAGCGCUUGUUGCUAAAUGUGAGCUGUAACCUGUUUUUUCGUUCUCCAAAUGUUUGUGUUACGGUGCAGGGAUUUAUUUUUGUUUUUCAAACAUUAUUGUAUUUCCUGUACAUGAUAACAGAGAUUCCAAGAUGUAUCUUUUUUUAAUUACACAAUUAUGUGAGGCAUAAAACUUGUUUGGUUGAACAUUUUGGGAAUAAAGUGAUCUAGAAGAAACAAA
Molecule: messenger RNA, 5389 nt
Organism: Syngnathus typhle (broad-nosed pipefish)
Lineage: Eukaryota; Metazoa; Chordata; Actinopteri; Syngnathiformes; Syngnathidae
Product: solute carrier family 12 member 6-like
Exons: 26
Coding region: 983-4486 (1167 amino acids)
Biological process (GO): cell volume homeostasis; chloride ion homeostasis; potassium ion import across plasma membrane
Cellular component (GO): membrane
Molecular function (GO): potassium:chloride symporter activity
Source: RefSeq, a predicted model, not a curated record